UUUUACCUGGGAUUUUUUUUUCCUAAUUUUCCAUAUAUAGUUAUAAACUUGUCACUUGUAUAAGGAAUUUUCAUCAUAUAUAAAACCUACAAGGAACUAAAACUGUAGCAGCCUGUUGGUGAAUCAUAAAUUGGUGGUCAUAUAACACAAUUCAUUUUGAAAACCAUCACAAUUAAUUAAUUCACACGUAGUGUAGCACGUCAGUGAUUAUUAAGUGACAAUUAAUUAAACCGACAAAGACAUUAGUUUUCAUACAAUUAAUAAUACAGUAAUUAUAAAGAAGUGUGUGUGUUAAGUGCCAAUCAAAAUGGAUUUAUUGAAAACAAUUGCAAUUUUCAAUAUGUUUUUUGUAACACAAAUAGAAAUGAAACCGUUAUCAUCGUCAAUGGAAACAGUGCUAAAACUACCAAAGGAUAUAAAUUCGGAGACAAAUAUAACUAUUCUCGGACACAGUUACAACUUUGGCAUUUUUAACGCAACAUUCUCUGGUGAAAACAUGAAAGAACAAGAUCAAUGCAAAAUAAUUUCAGAGCAGAACAUAGAAAACGCAAAUGAAAUAAUAAUUAAACUAGUAAAUCAGAAUGUGAUUAAAAGGACGAUUGUUUACGAUAUUGACCCUGAAAUGAAAGAAGUGCCAUUUUCGUUGCAUGGUCUUGCUAAAGUCGAUAAGUCUGAUGCGAAUAUAGAGUUGUUUUUUGAACAACACGACAGAGGAAAUGAGUAUCUAGGAACCUGCACUUUCAAGUCUAUCAAAAAUCUCGAAUACAUCGUGUUCGAUGGUGUUGAACAUGUUGAAAACUUGAGCUUCAAUUUUACACGACGCUGAAAUUACAUUUUAUGAGACGUUUAAGGUAAGACUUUACCUUACAACGAGAGAAGAAUUACUUUCUUCGGGGAAGAAUUGCUUUCUUCGGGGAAGAAAGUAGAACCAUUUACGACGAACACUGAAUGACUCCAUGAAAAAAGUGUGUUUAAUCUGCUGAUGAUCUAGGACGUAUACCAAACACGAUGUUUUAAUGCAUAUUGCCUUAAUUGAAAUGGAAUGAUUUACUCGUAAGUUCAAAAGAUACGGUUAUUAUAAUCUGGUAUUGCGAAUUAUGAGUGACAUGCUCCAGAAACGUGCUUAUCGAGGUGCACUGUCUGAAAAUAAGCUUUAAUUUUAUAUAAUGUUCAUGUAAUCGUAGAUUAAUUUAAUUUUAAAAUUAAAUGACCCUCAAUGACAAAUUCGAAUUUGAAUGUAUAUUUAUUUAUUAGAUUGAAAACUGGAACUGGCUAAGAUUGACGGAGUGUUACGUAAAGCUAAGGAUUAAAUGAAAUGAAAAUAUAUUUUAAUUGAGCCUGUUGAACAGAUAGACAUGAAAAAGGUAUUAAAUAAAGAAAAUCUACCAAAGCAUUGUAUUAUGAAUGAUUUAAUUAUUCAAAUACUUUGACUCCUAACAAUCUUAGUGAGAUGAUGUAUAGGUGACAGUUGUAUAUAACUAGACUUAGAUAUAUUAUACAUACUUGUAUAUUAGCUGUAAUAUUAUCAUAAUAUAACCACGUGAGAUUAUUAUUAGUAACUAUUUAAGGUAAAUGUAUGUACUUAUACUUUUCUAGUCAUUAGUUAUUUAGAUGAAUUUAUGAUGUUUUAAAUUGAUAGAUGAUUUCGAAUUUCAUUUACCUAACAAAUUGAAAUUUCUUAAACCGCGAAAAUUUUCUAAUUUGUCAAAUAUGACGAACUUCAUACUAUAUAAUAAGUUCAGGUACUAAGUUCUAAAA
Messenger RNA from Bicyclus anynana (squinting bush brown), 1758 nucleotides. RefSeq lists its product as uncharacterized. The transcript is spliced from 3 exons. Bases 308 to 826 code for a protein of 172 amino acids. The record is from RefSeq and is a predicted model, not a curated record. Lineage: Eukaryota; Metazoa; Arthropoda; Insecta; Lepidoptera; Nymphalidae.